AAACCGCUCGUAGGGAAUCCGUUUGCGUGGUGGUGAUGAUGAUGAUAAUAAUCAUGCCAUAUAACACCUGAGGCUGUGGUUGAAGUAAUUAGAAAAUUUUUAGUAGAAGGAUCAGACACAGAAAGGGACGUCUGAAACUCAGCUAACUGGUUUAUUUCUCGACCAUCCUAUAUCAUGAUAGCAUCACGUAUGACCCGCCCACUGGCGCCACCCUGGCCUCGCUGUUUUCAAGUUUCAACCGUAAUAACGGUGGUAACGGUUCUCAGUUUAAAAUUUGGAUCGUUAGUGGUUGCCCCGUAGCUUUUGUGUAUGUUAGCUGUGCUAGCGAUAUAACGCUUUAUCACUUCGUAAAACCGCCGUCCUUACUUAUUAUUAUUAUUAUUAUUAUUAUUAUUAUUGUGCUCGCAUAACCGUGUUGCGUGGCUUAAUUCAGAUGCAGCACACUACCGGUUAGGGUGAUAACCUAAAUUUUAAGAAGUUAGGUCUGCUCGUAUUCGUCUUUCCUCGCUAUGGCGGAACCCGCGGAACCUGGAGGAAGCGGUGGUGUUUCUUCUAAGACCGACCCAGAUAAGUACAAGUGCACGAUUUGUGAUAAGCGUUUCAAGAAAAUUUACAACUUAAAGAGGCACUUAAAGGAGGUCCACGGGGAAUCUGACAAGAGCUGGGUCACAUUUCCCCUUCGCCGUUGCCGCCUUGCAUGCGAUCUGUGUCCAACGGCUUCUUUUGCGUUCCAUGGGGGCUUGCUGCUCCACUUUGAAGCGAAACACGGGUUCGUCGCGAGGCGCGAGAAGUUAGAGUUCGAUUCGUUGAAAGAAUUCAGUGACUGGAGGGAGGCUGAGGAAAGCAGAGAGCAUGUUCAUUUCGUUCUCCACAACGGACCCAAAAAACCAUCAGAUAACAAUGUCCUGACAAGGUACUACUACUGCCACCGCUCUGGACCAGUUCAGAGCACCAGCCAAGGUAAACGACAACUGAAAACUCAGGGCAGUUGUAAGACUAAUGUGCAAUGCUUAGCCACAAUUCAAGCAACAGAGAAAGAUGGGAAGGUGACAGUAGAGUACCAGUCAGAACACUACGGCCACCCGAAGGAACUGAAGCACCAGCGCCUCUCGACGACUGAGAGGGAGGCUUUAGCUGAUAAACUAAAGCAAGGCAUCCCCGCCCGUAAGGUUCUGGUAGAUGCACGUUCUUCCGCUGGCAGUGAGAUGGGCAGGCUUCAUUUGCUCUCAAUGAAAGACAUUGGCAACAUCUCCGUCAAGCAUGAAAUUCUGACGAAAGAGCGACGGCACAAGGAUCAGUUUAAAAGUGUCUCAAUGUGGGUGGAGGAACUGAACAAACAGUCAGAUUCCCCAGUGCUGUACUUUGACAUGGAGGAAGGAAAAGAAAAAGAGACCUUUGAGCUUGCCCUGAUGACUGCCCCUCAGAAAGAACUCCUCACGAAGCUGGGCCCCAAGUUCUUGUGCAUUGACUCCACUCAUAAUACAAAUGGCCACAACCUGCAACUGACGACCCUCAUGACAGUUGCAGAAGAUCAAUCAGGCAUGCCAUGUGCAUAUUUGAUCUCAAAGAAACUAGACACCGAGACCAUGAAACGCUUCUUUAAAGCCAUAAAGGAAAAAAUUGGCAACCUCGCAUGCGAAGCAUUCAUGUCCGAUGAUGCUGCCGCAUAUGGUAAUGCAUGGGAGGAAGUGAUGGGCCGUGCCCAACAUCGCAUGCUCUGCUCCUGGCAUGUAAACCGCAACUGGACUCAGAAGUUGCAGUCAGUCCAAGAUAAGCAAACCCGUGACCGUCUUCGCGACGAGUUGUGGGCGCUGAGAAAUUCCAAAGAUGAGGGUCAAUUUCAACAAGCUCUGACAGGCUUUCUCUGUCAGAAACUAAGUGAAGAGGCUGAUCCAAAACUAAUUCAACAAGUACAGGAGUUUCUUCAGUACUUCGAGCGCUACUAUGGUGGCAGAGCAGAACAGUGGGCGCUCUGCUUCAGAAAGGGCAUUCCUUUUAAUACUAACAACCACCUGGAGGCAAUGCACAAGGACCUGAAGUCACACUACAUGCAUGGAACUCACAACCAGAGGCUCGACAAGCUGUUGAUGAUUCUCUUCGAACUGACCCGUGACCGCCUCUACAAGCGUCUCAAGUCGCUCGUAAAAGGAAAAACGAAUCGGCAUGAUGCAGCCCUUUUUCGGAGGCACCAGGAAGGGAUGAAAAUUCCUGCAUCAGAUGUAGAACAGCUGCAAAAUGGCAAUGGCUGGCUUGUAAAGUCCCAGUCCCAGGCAGAGAGAAGCUACCAUGUUGAGAAGGGCGAUCCCUGCCAGAGUUGCGUGCUUCGCUGCAAGGACUGUGACAUCUGUAUCGACAGUUACAAGUGCACUUGCAAUGACAGCCUGAUUUCAGCGUCAAUGUGCAAGCACAUUCACGCAGUAGCUUACCUGGGGCUUCAUGCGACGACUGUGGAGGAGGCCGACACCGAGCCAGAUGUAGAAAUGCCAUCAACUACACGUGAAGCAACAGGCUUUACGUUGGAUGAUGAGCCACAGACUCUCUUGGAUGACAUUCGGCAGAGUAUUGAGGUAGGGAUGCAGAAGACUCAACCAAAUUUAGAGGACAAGAUACGUUUAGCACUGAGUGGAGUGAACAAGUCCCUCCCCAGGAAGAAAUUGCCAAGCUCUUCAAGCUCCUUGGUGUUGAAACACCUUAUCAAGAUCCAAGAAGUACUUGACUCUGUUCCAGAUGAUGAGACUUCUCCUCCAGAUGAGACUUCUUUAAAACCUAGGGUAAUCCCGCACAACAAAAAGAUGGAAAAACAAGCACGGUACUUUCCCACCAAAAGGAAACGCCCUGGUUCUGGUCCCAUGCAUGGCAAACCUCCCACCAGAUUGGAGCAGCAGCAAAUCAUGGAGGGCCUUGUAGCCAGACGAGUUUCUACAGAAAGAGCGGCAUCCGCGCAGCUCCCUGAAGAUGUUCCGAGCACGUCUGUGCUGGCCCUCAAGGACCAUGACUACUUUGCAUAUCAGUAGUUGUGACAAUUGGACUACAAAAAAAGGGGCAGUGUUCCUCUUGCAAAAAGGGAUGGUGUGUUUGACAGCUUGGAUUUCUUUCCACUUUGGAAAAUGUGAAGAGAUGCUCGAGCUAAAGGCAAGAGGGGCAUCUCUUACCAUCUUCCAACAGGUGCCGAAACCAGCACUUUUCUCUCAAUUUUAAAUAUUACUGCACAAGAAUGUGCAGCUCUUUCCACCUUGGAGAAUGUCAAGAGGUGCUCGAGCUAAAGGCAAGAGGGGCAUCCCUUGCCAUUCUCCAACAGUCGGCUUCUGUUAUAGGCUGACGUUAAUCAUAGUGUUUUAUUUUCAAAUUAUGUAGAAAGGUUUUCUAAUUAAUUUACACCUGUUAUCAUAGUGCCUCGACACUGCCCAUUAAUUCAGUGUCCCCCUUGCUGCUGCAACCGGUGCUCUUUCAUUUUAGAUAUUACUGCAGAAGAAUGUGCAGCUUUUUCUGCUUUGGAGAGUGUCAAGAGGUGCUCGAGCUAAAGGCAAGAGGGGCAUCUCUUGCCACUCUCCAACAGUUGGCUUCUGUUAUAGACUGACGUUAAUUGUAACAGUAUUUUAUUUUCAAAUUAUGUGGAAAGGUUUUUUUAUUUAAUUUAACCUGUUAUCAUAGUGCCUCGACACGCCCAUUAAUUCCGUGUCCCCCUUGCUGCAAGCGGUGCUCUUUUAUUUUCGAUAUUACUGCACAAGAAUGUGCAGCUCUUUCCACCUUGGAGAAUGUCAAAAGGUGCUCGAGCUAAAGGCAAGAGGGGCAUCCCUUGCCAUUCUCCAACAGGUGGCUUAUGCUAUCAGCUGACCUUAAUUGAAAAAGUGUUUUAACAGCCAGAGCUUGGCAGUUUAAUUUCAGAUUGAUGCAGACAGGUUGUUUCUAAGUUAAUGUGUAACCAUACCACCUCGAAUCACCUGUUACGUGCUUAUUUUGUUAUUUUGCAUAUUGCAGUUGCAGUUCCCGCGAUGAACCAUUUUUUGUUUAGUAUUGAACUCAUGUGCUUUAGGAUAUAAUGGUUUUCUUGCUAAUAAGUGCCUGUAAUCACUGUUUCAUUGUUUUGCGAGCCAAGAGGGAGUGACCACUGGCGACCACAAGCAUGAGGAUCUGCUACAGGAAGCAUAAUCAUAUACCUGGACCUCGAGACUGGUGACCUUGAAGAUGUCGGCAAGGAUACAGGGUGAUCUGUUCACUGCAGGGCUGUGCAAUUUAGUAACAUGGAACUAGUGUCUCACCUCGGAGGUCUCCAUGGCGUGUGAACAGUGCCAAGGCUGGUGGGGCAAGAAGUUUAUUGGAAGGCUUUGUCAUGCCAUGGUGAUGAACAUUCAUGACAGGCCCAUCUGCUGAACCAGCUACGCAAUAGAGGCAAGUCUGCUACGUCACUGGGACAUGGAUGCAGUGCAGUAGGCAGCAUGUGGCACUGAGGACUCCUCGGGACCAGGCCAGGAGACGGACGUGCAAUAUUUAUAUUCCGCAUUUUCAUCCGAUGUUACUGUUGACAUUUAAGUGGGACAUUUUGUUUGUGUGGCAAAAGAUAUGCCGGGUGUGUGGUGGGGUCCCACAAAAAAAUAGCUAUGCUGUCUUGAGCAAUGUUCAUAGCUCAAUGGCAAGUUGUGUCAGUGAUGGUCACAGUUUGGGAAAUGUUUUGGUGGACAACUGUUUUGUUGAGUCACUGUGGCCGUGUUUUUGCUAGCUUGGGAGGCGGCAUGGUAAUGCAUCAACACAGUGACCGAUUUUACUUCAAACUAAAAAUGGGACACAGGAAUAAACUAACUUGCUGCCUCAUCGAGGCAUGUCUUCAAAUGUGAACUAAUAUAUUGUCUUUUCAGUACCA
Messenger RNA from Ixodes scapularis (black-legged tick), 4858 nucleotides. RefSeq lists its product as uncharacterized. The transcript is spliced from 3 exons. Gene Ontology annotation, molecular function: zinc ion binding. The coding region runs from base 510 to 3014 and encodes 834 amino acids. Lineage: Eukaryota; Metazoa; Arthropoda; Arachnida; Ixodida; Ixodidae. The record is from RefSeq and is a predicted model, not a curated record.